Fraxinus pennsylvanica is the source of this 516-nucleotide messenger RNA. The record is from the annotation of a GenBank genome assembly. NCBI's taxonomy places the organism in Eukaryota, Viridiplantae, Streptophyta, Magnoliopsida, Lamiales, Oleaceae.
AUGAGGCUGCUUCCAAAGAUCAAGAGGAGAUACGAUUAUGCAGUGAUGAUCUUCAUUCUCACCUUCAAUCUUGUCCUUGUAUCGCCUGUACGGUCAGAUAUCAUUGUGAAUCUAGCCCUAAACCGACUCUCGACGGUUGGUAUGGGCUUGGCAAUCUGCAUAUGCAUUAGCAUCUUCAUCUUUCCUAUGUGGGCAAGUGAUGAACUCCAUUACUCUAUAGCCUUCAAAUUUGAAAAACUUGCCUCCUGUAUUGAAGGAUGCUUGGAGGAAUUUUACACAAUAUCCAAUGAUAUGGAAACCCUACAAAGUAUCGUUGUGCAAACCUGCAAGUCUAUACUGCACUCAAAUGCCAAUGAGGAAUCACUAUCUUCAUCGGUGAUGAGCCAGGCAAUGAAGGAACAAACUGAUGAAAUCGUGAUGCUAUCACUGGUGUGGAUUUUGAGAGAGCUUGGAGAAAGUAUUAAGAAGAUGAAAAGAUGCCGUGCUAGUGUUUUGAUAACUCCGAAAUUGCAAUGA